Messenger RNA from Thamnophis elegans (Western terrestrial garter snake), 1072 nucleotides. It is a transcript of the gene MED18, whose product is annotated as mediator complex subunit 18. The record is from RefSeq and is a predicted model, not a curated record. Gene Ontology annotation, biological process: termination of RNA polymerase II transcription; regulation of transcription by RNA polymerase II. Gene Ontology annotation, molecular function: transcription coregulator activity. Lineage: Eukaryota; Metazoa; Chordata; Lepidosauria; Squamata; Natricidae. The transcript is spliced from 3 exons. Gene Ontology annotation, cellular component: core mediator complex; mediator complex. The coding region runs from base 204 to 830 and encodes 208 amino acids.
GUGGCCGGGGGGUGGGGAGCUUUCCGUACAAUGACGUAAUAGGAAAAGAUGGCGCCGCCCAGAACAGGCAGAGAGGAACACGCAUGCGUGGGCGCGCGUGUUUUGCUGGGGUCCUGGUGGAGAGAGCCUCGCGCUUUAUAGGAGAGUCUUGCUGAGAUUCACACGUGCAUUGAUCCAGUGGGGCGGACAGGGAACUUCUUAGAAUGGAGGCCCCACCUGUUACUAUGAUGCCAGUCACUGGCGGCACCAUUAACAUGAUGGAACAUUUGCUUCAAGGUAGCGUUUUGGAUCAAAGCCUAGAGAGUCUUCUUCAUCGACUCCGUGGUCUUUGUGACAACAUGGAGCCCGAGACUUUUGUAGAUCACGAGAUGGUCUUCCUUCUCAAAGGCCAACAAGCCAGUCCAUUUGUCCUCCGCACGCGACGCUCCAUGGACAAACCUGGUGCUCCUUGGCACUUGCGGUAUCUUGGGCAGCCGGAAAUGGGAGACAAAAACCGCCAUGCCUUGGUGCGGAAUUGUGUGGAUAUUGCCACCUCGGACAACCUGACAGACUUCCUGGUAGAAAUGGGCUUCCGCAUGGACCACGAGUUUGUAGCCAAGGGGCACGUGUUCCGCAAAGGCAUUAUGAAGAUUGUGGUGUACAAGAUCUUCCGCAUCCUCCUCCCAGGGAACACUGAUAACAUUGAGCCUUUGUCUCUUUCUUACCUCGUGGAGCUCAACAUUGUGGCGCCAGCAGGACAAGAUAUGGUUUCCGAUGACAUGAGGAGUUUUGCUGAGCAGCUGAAGCCCCUGGUCCAUUUGGAGAAAAUAGAUCCUAAAAGAUUGAUGUGAGAUGGAUUGUAACGGCAGCGGGAUCAAAGGUGGAAAGAUUUCAGAAAUGCAUAUAUGUCUCAUGUCGUUCUGCAGAAAAAUAAAUGAGAGUCGGGUAGCCUUUCACUAAUCUGACUGUAGGUUAUUUUCAAAUGAUGAACAAUAAAGAAGAUAAUUAUUGCCGUUGGCUUCCUCUUUUGACAAUAGGAGUCAAAUCUUCUUGGAGCCAAAUUAAUUUGAAAUAGUUUUGAUUUUAAAAUGGA